Prunus armeniaca (apricot) is the source of this 348-nucleotide messenger RNA. The record is from the annotation of a GenBank genome assembly. NCBI's taxonomy places the organism in Eukaryota, Viridiplantae, Streptophyta, Magnoliopsida, Rosales, Rosaceae.
AUGCAUAUCAGAAUCCUCAAUACUCGUGCACUUGUGACAAGUCCUACACUCGCAGACUACCCAGCUAUCCAUUUUCAUGUAUCCAAGUAUCCAUGUCCACUGUUUCCAAGUAUUAGUAUCCAAGGGGAGGUACAUAUGAUAGAACACAUCAUGUACCGGGGAAAACAAUCCAAUGUGGGAAUUGUUUGGUUGAACCACACGAAUGAAUCCUCAACAACCAUGUGGCUAGGGACGAGCCAUCCAACCCGAGGGACUGGGCUCACCGGUAUGCACAACAGAAUCCUCAAUACUCGUGUGCCUGUGACAAGUCCUACGCAUGCAGACUAUCUCGCUAAGUGUCUAUGGUAA